Messenger RNA from Ipomoea triloba (trilobed morning glory), 1288 nucleotides. Its product is annotated as aldose 1-epimerase-like. Bases 41 to 1129 code for a protein of 362 amino acids. The transcript is spliced from 6 exons. Gene Ontology annotation, biological process: glucose metabolic process; beta-D-galactose catabolic process via UDP-galactose, Leloir pathway. Lineage: Eukaryota; Viridiplantae; Streptophyta; Magnoliopsida; Solanales; Convolvulaceae. Gene Ontology annotation, molecular function: carbohydrate binding; aldose 1-epimerase activity. The record is from RefSeq and is a predicted model, not a curated record.
UAUAUUUUAUUUAGGCCAACAUCUUAAACCAGCUAGAAACAUGUCCAAUAUUUCUGCUCCAUUGUUCUUGUGCUUCUUAACUUUUGCACUUGUGAGUGGGCAGGAUAACAAGUUCUACGUGAUCAAGAAAGGAGAUUUCUCCGUCAAGCUCACCAACUAUGGCGCUAGAGUGGCAUCACUCAUCCUUCCUGACAAGAACGGGAAGCUGACAGAUAUUGUUCUUGGGUACGACACGGUCAUGGAGUACGAGCAAGAUGAUGAACCAAAUUUUGGGGCUAUUGUCGGAAGGGUGGCCAACAGGAUCGGUGGGGCUCAGUUCACUCUGAAUGGAAUUCGCUACAAGCUUAAUGCUAACGAUGGAAACAACACACUUCAUGGUGGCAAAAAAGGAUUUAGUAGGGUUACUUGGAAGGUUAAGAAGCACGAGGAAAGUUACAUCACCUUCACUUACUAUAGUCGCGAUGGUGACCAAGGAUUCCCCGGAGACGUAAUCGCCUACGUAACAUAUACGAUAAAGGAAAACCCAUACAAGCUGAUAGUGAAAAUGAAUGCAAAAGCUCUAAACAAGCCCACUCCAGUGAACCUGGCUCAACACAACUACUGGAACCUCGGAGGCCACGACAGCGGCGAUAUAUUAUCGGAAAAGCUUCAGAUAUUCGCAUCCCAUAUCACCCCUGUCGACUCCAACCUCAUUCCCACAGGCCAAAUCCUGCCCAUCAACAACACGGCUUUCGAUUUUCUCCAACCGCGCCAAGUUGGGACCCAACUGGCUAAACUUCCCAAGGGGUCGGGUGGGUUCGACAUCAACUACGCUGUUGACGGCUACGAUGAUGUCGGGGCGAGGAAGAAGAAGACGGUGGCGGAGGUGUACGAUGAGAGGACCGGGAUUGGGAUGGAGAUUAAGGCAACCGCGCCCGGGGUGCAGUUGUAUACGGCUAACCACUUGCAGAAUAUGAAGGGGAAAGGAGGCGCUGUGUAUCAGUCGCAUGCGGCAUUGUGUUUGGAGACUCAGGGAUUCCCAGAUGCGGUGAAUCACCCCAACUUCCCCUCCACCAUUGUUACUCCACAACGGCCCUACAAUCAUACGUUGCACAUUACUUUCAAAGUCCACAAGUUUAAGGCUGUUUAAUUCAAAGUAUCUCACUGUCUACCACUUUGAUCCAAGAGCUCCUAUAUAUGUUUUAUUUCAUUCCCACGUGUUGUUUGCUCUCAUAUUAAAAACAUAAAUAAAUAAUUACAAUUUUAUGUUAUGUGCUUGCAAGUUGCAAUCUGAGUUUAUGUUCUCAUA